UGUUUAAGGAUAAUAAAAACAUUGUCACUUGGAGUUAGCUCUCUGGCUAAGUUUCGCUAGCAGAGGGGAGGGACACGGAGGCCAUAGUGUGAAAGCAGCGAAAUAGUUCCUCUUUAAACCCUAACCUGUCCUCGACUGUUCCCCUCGCUUGAUACAGCGAUGUGCUGAGUGUUUUUGCAGCUUGAGGUGACGGUGUGUUCUUUUAGAUCAAUAUAUUUGUCUCGUGGUUGCUUAUCUGGCCAGUCAUUGCUGCUGAGUAAGAUGUUUGUUAGCUUUCAAGUACUCGAGAUCUUCUUGAACAUUGCUUGGACCCCAUCACUGCACUUUUUGGAGAUAAAUAAGCUGAUUGUAUACAUCAAAUGUAUUAAGUAUAGGUUCUUAGAAUCGAAAAUUAUUGUUUUAAGAGAAACUUUCCGGACAUCAAUUAUUAGGUUGGUUUUCUGAAAUCCCUGUCAUGGACUUAAAGCGUUCAGGAACAUUUUGUACCAUUGUUUGAAAGUUGUGUAUAUCUGUUUAUCAGAAAUAUAUUACAAUGAGGUGAUCUGAUACAUGUAUGUGGUGAUCAAGUUUUUUUUCUUUGUAUUCACUGAUGAUUUUACGAUGCCUUAGAAUUAACUGGCAUGAAGUCUGUAAGGUGCACGCCCCCAUCAGCAUGAUGCAAAGUCAAAUGGAAACACGAUAGUCUCUGCAAUAUCUAGUCAGCCUUUAGCAGAUAGAUAACUAACGUUAACGAUACGAUUUAAAAUAGUUUUGAUUGUGCAUCAAAAGAAGCUCGAACGCUUUAAAACGCAAUUUGUUAUCCGUCUUAACGAGUCAUUUUAUCGCGAAAUUGUGUUCAUUUGCCAGCUGCGUUGUGAAAACUUCAAAAUUUAGUGUUUGUGUAAAUUAAAAGUUUAUGAGGAGAUAAUGUUUUGUAUUUCAUCUGUUUACGUGACACGAGGAAGGCCUGCAAUAUUGUUUGUUUCUCCUCGACUCAACCAAACGCUACGAGGCGGGACGUUUAUGUGUAAUUGUGCUUGAUUGACAUCCUGUAGGUUCAAUUGUUUGGUCGCGGAGGCGGGCUAUAAAAUUUGCAUACAGCCAAUCAGAAAGCGCCACUAUGUGGGUGUUGGCGCAGAUACGCGACGGGGUAGGUUGAAGCUUUUUGUUUUUGAACGGGGCCAUGGUGAGUUCAAUGUGUUGUUAAGUGUUAGUAGGUCAGAAUAAAGAAUGUUAUUGACCAUAACGAUCAAAUUACGCUAAGCGUUUAAGUGCCAUUCGUUUUAGAUGCGACUAACCGGCGAGGUCUCUGAAGUGUGAAAAUGUGAGCUUCUAGGACAUUCUGUCUUCAUGUAAACAGUGCAGGGGUGGUCACAUGACAUUACUUCUGCAAGGUUAUAUUCGCAGUUUAUUAUUACAAACGCACGUGAAGCUUGAUGAAUAGACAGAAAAGUGAAUAAUUUUGAUAGACAACUUUAAUUCUCAUGAAAUAUUAAACUGCUAAAAGUCGAACAGUCAACUCUGAAAUGCAGCUUGUAUUUUGUUUAUUCUGUAAAGGUUCAUCCUAAUUUGAAUACGUGAUCAAUUAUGUGUUUUACCCAGCCUUGAACUUCUCAGAUGCCAAUUGUGAAAUUAGAUAAAAAAAAAACUAGUUCACGUCAAAAUGUACUUUUAUUAUUUAUUAUAUUCCUAUACAUUUAUUGCACAUUUUAUGCAGUAUUUACACAGUGUUUUCUGAAACAAGUGAUCAGAUGAUCAAAACAACUUCAGCGUUUUGCACAUUAACAUGGUUGAUAUUAACAUGAUAUUAAUGUGUUGCAGUAAACUCAUGGUGAGUCCGUUACCUGUAACAUUUAUUUCGAGAAAGCCAUUCAAUGCACAAAGCUUGUUCAUUAGUCAACCAGAAAACAAUAAUGCAAGGAGCAUUUUGCUGAAUAUAUGCACCAUUUCAGCUGUUUUUUAAAAUUGCUUCAGUUGUCCUUGACUGAGAGGCUGGUGUUUACUACUUCUGCCAUCUCCGCAUGCAGAGACCUCUGACAUUUGCAGAGUAAGUCUGUCCACUUGAAGGCUGGACUGCAAAAUGCAAGCUUGUUUGUAAUUAACUCAGACUGUCCUAUUAAGGUGCAGACAGACCUUGGCGCUAAUAAGACAUGUCUAAGAUAACAGUCAAGAGAGAAGGACAACUCAGCCCCACUUAAAUGUGCUGCUAAAGCCUCUGUAUUAAAAAACAAUUACUUUUUUAUGUUUAAAAUCAAAUAUCCUCCAAAGAUUGACGAAAAGAUAGGGCGACUGAGACCAAGGAGGUGGCAGAAAAGUUUCCGUCAAGGAACUGAAGAUCUGUGCUCUGCAAUGCCUCAGCCCAGCAUUAGCGGAAUGGAUCCUCCCUUUGGGGAUGCCUAUCAAAACUGCUCUUUUACUGACCAGGCACUGACCAGCACAGACCUGUUGGCUAACAGUUCUGACCCUGAUUUCAUGUAUGAACUGGAUCGUGACAUGACUUGUCGCCAGAGCCCUAGAGGAGAUAUUUUCACAGUCGGAGACUGCAAAGACUUAGACAGCAUGGAUCAUCUACCUGAGCUAGCAGACAACGACCCUGCUUAUAGCUCAAACUUUGAGCAGUGGGACACAUACUGGGAGGACUUGACGAAAUACACUCGCCUCACCAGUUGUGAUAUCUGGGGCACAAAGGAAGUUGAUUUCUUGGGCCUUGAUGACUUUUCUAGCCCUUACCAGGAUGAGGAGGUGAUAAGCCGGACGCCGACGCUGGCCCAGCUCAACAGUGAGGACUCGCAGCCAGUUUGUGACACUCUUUACCAUCCGGAUUUGCUGGUGGGUCAAAAGCAGCUUUUGUUUCCACCUCCCACCAUGGCCAAAAAGACCAACAAACUCAGCAGCUCUGCAAACAGCGCCUCAUCUAGUCGCAACCUUCUGCCAGACUUUCCUGAGGGAUCCCAGAAAGCUACCUGGCCUGUUGCCUCCAGCACUGACACAAUGGCCAAGGCCCAGCUUCAAGGCCCUAGCAAAGCCUCUCCCGCACUUCUGGACAACAUGGAUUAUGUGCGCAAAGCCAGGGUACGCAUCAGCUUACCACGAAAGCCUAUAGUAGAGAGCUCCACCCAGAUUAGCAUUUCUGCCUCUCCCCUUAUCCAGGAGCAUGAGUCAUCAGCUUCGCAGAUCAGCGAGGAUCCAGCCGUCGUUGUUGCAAACACGGCAUCCUCCAUUAGCUGCGAAAAGAGAGUGGAGACACCUAAACGUGAGGUACCGACUUGUCCUGGUGCAGAAAUAGGGACCCUGAAGACCGUGCCACACACACUGCACUUCCCUGCAACUGCCGAAAGUGAAACCUUGCUCACCGUGAAUGCCCUUGGAUCCGACGCGUCUGCCGCUGACAAAAAGGAGGAAGAGCACAACUACUCUUUAUUUUUAACCAGGGCCAGGCUGGCAGGGGAGGCGACUGCUGACAUGGAAGAGGAGGAAGAAGAGGAGGAAGAAGGCGAAGAAGAGGAAGAAGAGGAGGAGGGAUUGGAUCUAGAUGAUGAAGACCAUGAUGAAGGGUUUGGCAGUGAACAUGAGCUCUCGGAGAAUGAAGAGGAAGAUGAGGAGGAGGAGGACGACGAUGAGGACUAUGAGGGUGACAAAGACGACUACGUUAGUGAUGCAUUCUCAGAGCCAGGAUGUGACAUUGACAUGGCUGAUGAUGUCAAAGGCCUGACGGCUGGAAUUUCCAGAAAGAGGGGAAAGCGUCGAUACUUCUGGGAGUACAGCGAGCAGCUCAUCCCAUCUAAACAGGAGCGCAUGCUGAAACCAUCCGAAUGGGACAGAGACACGCUUCCCAGCAACAUGUACCAAAAGAAUGGCUUGCACCAUGGAAAAUACACACUGAAGAAGUCGCGGCGGACGGAUGUGGAAGAUCUUACUCCAAAUCCUCGAAAGCUGCUUCAGAUUGGCAAUGAACUCCGGAAACUCAAUAAAGUCAUUAGUGACCUGACGCCGGUUAGUGAGUUACCCUUAACCGCUCGGCCUCGGUCUCGUAAGGAGAAAAACAAACUUGCAUCCAGGGCCUGCAGGCUGAAAAAAAAAGCGCAGUAUGAAGCCAACAAAGUCAAGUUAUGGGGCCUUGGAACUGAAUAUGAUCGUUUGCUGUUUGUGAUCAAUGCAAUCAAAGAAGAGAUUGUCAGCAGAGUACAGGAUAUCUCACAUGACAAAGGAAAAAGCAUGACAGAGAAGCUGGAUAAACUCAUUGAGGAUACCAUAGUGCAGCCACCAGUGGCCGGCCAGACUUCAGACUUUGUGAAUCAGAUCCUGGAGAACACUGGGAAAGGAGAUCCCACCGGAGGGCUGGUGGGGUUGCGUGUUCCCACGUCGAAGGUGUAGAGUCAUGCCGACUGGCGAAGCCAUCCACGCCAUUCUUGUCCCACACUGUAACGGCCCGACACUCUGCAUGCCCAUUUCACUUGGAGACGCAUCCUCACAUUUAAAGUGAAUACAUGCAUACGAUACCGCUUGUCCGUGCAUACGUAUGUGUAUAUUCACCUUGUGCGCACCAAUGGAAAUGCAACUAGUAGUUAACCUUUGCACUCAGUAGUCCAUUUCCUACCAUGUGUGCAUGUGGCUGGUGGUAUUGUUUAACAGGCCGCCAUUUUGCAAAUAUUAAAAGCCAAUAUACGAGAUACCUCCAACAAAUGAGAAAAAGAGAGAGAACAUAGCUAAAUGAGCACCAGUUCUUGCUGUAGCAAUUUUUUCUCUUGCGUCCAGCUAAAUCUGUCAGAUGCCCAUUGAGAGUUUUGGGAAGCAGAGGCACACUCUGCAGAGAAACUACGAAGGCAUUAGUUCCUUUGAUUUGGCAGUCAAAAAGGUGUAAAUGCAGACUUUGCAAGUUUUUGAACAUGGCGUGUACGAUUUGACCCUUGUUAGGCCUACUUUAUACACUUAUUAAGUGUCCGGGGGAAUUCCUGUUUGAAGCAAUUGUUGUGAUGAUCAAUUGAGAUGCAACAACUACAACAAGGCAAACGCGAAGGAAUACAAAUACUGAUAUUUAACACAAAGUUACUGAUGUUUGGUGUAUAUAUGUAGAACAGGGAUGUUUCAAGAGAGUAGCAUGUGAGGAAGCGGGCCUCAGACGCCCUUUCCCACAGAUCUGCGAUCGUCUCAGGUUGGUAAGAGAGAAAGAGAGUGUGUGAGUUUUUUUUUUCCUUCUUCUUUCUUUGACUUGAGCAUAUGGUCAGUUAAAUCCCUUAUUGUAAAUAUGCAGAUUGAUUGAUUAUUAUCCACUGGUGAAAUCUUUUCCUUUCUACGCCUUUGAUGUUGUUUUGCAAAUUCUCAGCGAAAGAGGCUUAAAAAGCUGAAUCCCAGAUUGGGUUUUGUUUAUAUUUGUACUUUAUACAAGUAAGAUUCAUUGUGCCUUGUAAUCGUGGAGUUGAGGAAAAAUAAAACUCGAUAGAGAGCGCAAAUGGACCAUUUUGCAGAAAUACUCUGAAUGUACAUAGGAACGUGGAGAAUAUAGAUAUAUGCCACAGAGUCUGUGCUUUGUAUCAUAAGAUGGCUCUGGCCAAUUUUUUGGGGUACUUCGGGGGGUGGGCCGUGUCGUAAUAUAAGAAAUAUUCAAAUAUAAAAAAAAAAAUAUAUAUAUGAUAUUUGCACACUAUAUUUUGAUUGUUUUGUUUUUUGUACCAAAGACACAUGCAACUUAAAAAUGGCAACUAGCCAGUCUAAGUAAGGUUUUGCACAGCUUAGCUAACACCGUAUUGAAUGUAGGAAAAAUGGUAGGGUCAGGGAUUUCUAAUGAACUGUGAAAUUUGCUUGGGUCCAAAUCUUUGCAGAAAGAAGCGUUCAUUUGCAUCCUCGUAAAAUUUUGUACUGUUCCUUUUGUUCUCAUAAAUAUUUCUACCACCAUUUGGUUUCCCCCGAUGGAAGUUUUGUCGCGUAUUUAAAAGAAGAGCUAUAAAUUUAAUGGAGAUGCUUCUAUUUUGCCCAUAGAAGAUAUUAUCACGAAACCAAAAGGUUUACUAUUCUUUCUAUAGUUGUAGAGGAGAGUGCAUAUACAAAAAUGAUACAUGUCAUUGUCUUGUUUAGAGUUUGAAUACGCAUUAAUCUGUGCAUACAUUAAAGAUGCUACCUUC
Messenger RNA from Carassius auratus (goldfish), 6098 nucleotides. RefSeq names its product CREB3 regulatory factor-like. Bases 2221 to 4353 code for a protein of 710 amino acids. Gene Ontology annotation, biological process: regulation of transcription by RNA polymerase II; response to unfolded protein. The transcript has 9 exons. Gene Ontology annotation, cellular component: nucleus. NCBI's taxonomy places the organism in Eukaryota, Metazoa, Chordata, Actinopteri, Cypriniformes, Cyprinidae. The record is from RefSeq and is a predicted model, not a curated record. Gene Ontology annotation, molecular function: RNA polymerase II transcription regulatory region sequence-specific DNA binding; DNA-binding transcription factor activity, RNA polymerase II-specific.